Molecule: messenger RNA, 231 nt
Organism: Colletotrichum graminicola M1.001
Lineage: Eukaryota; Fungi; Ascomycota; Sordariomycetes; Glomerellales; Glomerellaceae
Exons: 2
Biological process (GO): mitochondrial respiratory chain complex IV assembly
Cellular component (GO): mitochondrion
Source: RefSeq, a predicted model, not a curated record
AUGUCCCGAGCCUCGAAACUCACCCUUGCGGCAACAUCGCUCUUUGCUGCCAGCACCAUCGUCGUCCUGACCAAAGACUUGCAGGCCAUGCACCAAGGAGUUGUUCGCGAUAUUGAACAGCAGCGCAUCAAACGAGAGCGCCAACUCGACUUUGACAUGCAACGCGCUCUUGAAGAAGAGUACAAACGAGAGCAGACGGUCCGAGAUGUGACUGCGUCCAUACCACCCGAC